Soboliphyme baturini is the source of this 447-nucleotide messenger RNA. Lineage: Eukaryota; Metazoa; Nematoda; Enoplea; Dioctophymatida; Soboliphymatidae. The record is from the annotation of a GenBank genome assembly.
UUGGAAUCUGUCACUUGGCAAAGUAAACGGUUAUUUGCUGUCUGUCCCAACGUUAUUAACCAGUUUUAUAUUUGCGACAGACUGUUUUUGUUUUCAGAGAGAAGAAUUGGCCAUCCAUAUCAAACCAGAGCACCGCCUAAGCACAAGAAGGCUCGCACAUCGUUCUCCAAAUAUCAGAUCGCUGAACUUGAAAGAACUUUCCUUGACCAAAAGUACCUUGCCUCAGCGGAAAGGGCGGCGCUGGCCCAAACUCUGCACAUGAGCGAUGCCCAAGUAAAGACGUGGUUUCAGAACCGCCGAACGAAAUGGAGGUUAGUUUCUAGGAACCUAUCUGAAAUAUGCUGUUUUCGUGACAAUGCUUGUUACACUCACUGCUAUAUAAUUGCCACGUGUUAUACAUGCAAGUAUAUACGGUCAACCGUUGUCGAUAUGAGGAACAGUGACUAG